Peronospora matthiolae is the source of this 594-nucleotide messenger RNA. The record is from the annotation of a GenBank genome assembly. NCBI's taxonomy places the organism in Eukaryota, Oomycota, Peronosporomycetes, Peronosporales, Peronosporaceae.
AUGCGUCCAUCGAUCUUUCUCUCCGCGGCAACCAUCUGCGUCUCGACUUUUGUCAGCGGCUCGGUUCAAAUCCCAGCCUCUGAAAAUCAUGCCGCGCCUAAGACGCUCGACGACAGCUCGGAUUCCUUUGAGGACUCCAGCGAGCUACAACGUCUGUCGGAAGCAGAAGACUCUCCACCCACGAUCCCGCCCUACUACGGCACUGAGAACUACACCAAGCUCACCUCAGGAAACGGCGCGAUAGAGACCAACGGAUCACUGCCAUCCCACAAGGACGACAUCUUCGACGAAAGUAGUUCGAUAAGCUCGACCAGCUCUAUCAGCUCGGCGAGCCAAGUGAACUCGACGGGAUUUUUCGACGACGCGAACAAGCAUCGGCACGAACGUAAAUACAAUCGAUGGUUCGAAGACGGCUUGACUGCGGAGGGGGCAAAGAAGAAGUAUAUAGAGCUUGGACCCAUGGUCGCUUUCACCCAUCCCAUCAAGGGUAUGGAGCUACACGCCUACCCACCGUGGCUUCAUGAGAAGUGCCAAUUUGUUGACAACGUGGAUAAGCCGGCCUGUGUUGACGAGAAGAAAAUGCUCGAGGCGUAA